Parnassius apollo (apollo) is the source of this 348-nucleotide messenger RNA. The record is from the annotation of a GenBank genome assembly. Lineage: Eukaryota; Metazoa; Arthropoda; Insecta; Lepidoptera; Papilionidae.
UUGUCCAUCGCCGAAUCUUCUGGAAAACUAGAAAUACUAUGCGGACCGCGGCACAUGUUCGAAGUGUGCUACCUUGUCGGACGUGCAUCGGGCCGCGUCGGGAUCAGUGCACCUCGUGUCCUUCUGGCUGGAGGUUGGUUGGCCGCCGGCGAGUGCCACCCGGAAUGUCCGCAAGGCGAAUGCAUAAACUCGUCUGUUGCCUGCAAGCGGUGUAUAGCUGAGUGGGGCGCCUUGCACACCGCGGAGAGGGAGCGUCUCGCUCCCAGUGUGGCGGCCGUCACACUUACUAUGUGCGCGGCUGCAGCCACCGUGUUCUUCGCAGCGCUUUUUGUUUUACUGAUUAUUUGA